Molecule: messenger RNA, 1155 nt
Organism: Aspergillus puulaauensis
Lineage: Eukaryota; Fungi; Ascomycota; Eurotiomycetes; Eurotiales; Aspergillaceae
Exons: 1
Coding region: 1-1155 (384 amino acids)
Biological process (GO): nucleoside metabolic process
Molecular function (GO): catalytic activity
Source: RefSeq, a predicted model, not a curated record
AUGGCCCCCGACAAACUCCAACAUGCCGACUAUGACACUGCCUGGAUCUGCGCACUGCCGCUGGAGCUGGCGGCCGCGAAGACUAUGCUCGAGCAGACCCAUCCAUCUCCCCCGCAAGCGCCAUCCGAUCAAAACUCAUACACACUCGGCAGAAUAAGCGGCCAUAAUGUCGUUCUUGUCUGUCUACCAUCCGGUACGUAUGGAACAACAUCUGCAGCCACUGUUCUCUCUCAGAUGCUCUCGACAUUCUCGUCCAUAGCCUACGGUCUUAUGGUCGGGAUCGGCGGCGGCGUACCGGCACCCGGCAACGACGGGAGCAUCGACAUUCGUCUCGGCGAUGUUGUUGUCAGCACGCCGUCUGGGCUUUCAGGGGGUGUGAUCCAGCAUGACCAUGGCAAAGCGCUCUCUGACAACUUCUUUGAGAAUACCGGCUCGUUCAACCGGCCCCCGCCAGUGCUGUUAAGCGCCGUGUCCCAGAUGCGCAGUAAUCACAUGGUCAAUGGGCUGGAAAUCCAAGCCACCAUCGCAGAUAAAGUAGCGAGACACGAGUAUAUGAAGGAGCAUUUCUCGCGGCCGGACAGGGACUGGCUGUUCAACGCAACGUAUAAUCAUUGCAAAAAUGCCACGGAUUGCUCGGCGUGUGACCAGAUGCAGCUCGUGGAUCGCAUAUCGCGGAAGUCUCUCGAGCCUCGCAUUCACUAUGGCUUGAUUGCAUCCGGGAAUCAGGUUAUCAAGGAUGCACAAACACGGGACCUUGUUGCGCAGGGUCUAGGAGGGGGGAUCCUGUGCUUUGAGAUGGAGGCUGCUGGCCUCGUGAACCAACUACCUUGUUUGGUGAUCCGCGGUAUAUCCGACUACUGCGAUUCCCACAAGCAGGAUGAUUGGCAAGGCUAUGCAGCCUUGUCUGCAGCCGCCUAUGCCAAAGUCCUUCUUACUCUUGUUCCUGUGGGUGGCGGAUUCGAUAGGCCCUGGAUGGAUUCGGCGGAACAGGAACAGGCAAAGCACUACGAGUUUAACAAUUCUGGCUCUGGUCCACAAUUCAACGUGAACGGGGGCGCGCAGAGUAAUAAUACCGGCGAUGGGAAUCAGUUCUUGGGCAGUUUUCAUGGGCCGGUGUCGUUUGGCCGACCUUUUGUCGCAUCUAGCGAUUUCUAG